Molecule: messenger RNA, 1477 nt
Organism: Nematolebias whitei (Rio pearlfish)
Lineage: Eukaryota; Metazoa; Chordata; Actinopteri; Cyprinodontiformes; Rivulidae
Product: serine protease 27
Exons: 6
Coding region: 1-1023 (340 amino acids)
Biological process (GO): proteolysis
Molecular function (GO): serine-type endopeptidase activity
Source: RefSeq, a predicted model, not a curated record
AUGACCCAGGAGAAAUUUGAUAGAUACCAUUCACAGCAGCCUGUGUGCGGCAGACCUGUGAUCAACAGUGGACUCACUGGAGGUCAAAAUGCACACCCGGGAAGCUGGCCCUGGCAUGUUUUUUUUAAAGAUUCAAGCACAGUCUUUUGUCAAGGAUCCCUGAUCACCAACCAGUGGGUGUUGACAACUGCUUCCUGCAUGAUGUGGCAUAAUGCUAAUGGCUCAGUGGUGCAUCUGGGUGUCUACAACCAGUCAGGUUCCAACCCCAAUGAAGUGACUCGGAAAGUAGCGCAGUACCUCUGUCAUCAAAACUUCAGCACUUUCACCUAUGAGAACGACAUCUGCCUCGUGAAGCUGUCGGCUCCCGUCAACUUUACAGACUACAUCCAGCCAGUCUGCCUAGCUGCAGAAAACAGCACUUUCUAUGAAGGGACUACCAGCUGGGUCACUGGUUUUGGUUACAACCAAAAUGGAUUUCGGCCUGAGAUUCUCCAGGAAGUUGCUGUACCAAUAAUUGGAAACGAGAAGUGCACCUGCCUCUACAAAACUUCCUCCAGUUAUGGUGUUCUACCAACAGAGAAUAAGCUCUGUGCCGGCCAGGAGAAUAGGACAAAGGAGGCAAUUUAUAAAGACGAGGGGACUGCACUAGUGACCAAAAAAGGCUCAAUCUGGGUCCAGAGUGGAAUUCAGAGUCUUUAUUACCAAGACUGGCAGCACAUACCUAGUGUCUACACCCGUGUGUCCCGGUACCAGAAAUGGAUCAGCAACAAAGUCACUGGCAUGGGACCAGGUUUUGUUACUUUUACCUCUCAGGGCAUGGACCCAGACUUGCAUUACACCUGUCCAACAUCAGCGCCUACCACUGCUUAUCACUUUUUCAAUCACAAUUUCUUUAUCCUUACCACUACUCCUGACGACAGCAUUUUUAACAAUGGUGGAAACCUGACCCCACAUCAUUCAUCUCUUUUUGUGUUCUUGAUCUGUUUCUCCCUGUCUUUGUUGGCAUUGGCACAGUACAACUAAAAACGUACUCACGCUGCACUCAAAGCCACAGUUUAGAUGUUUUGAAGUGAUGUUUUGUUGAGUUUUUGCCAAUAAUCAAUUUGCUCCCUUCAUAAGAAAUCACUGAGUGUUGUUGGUUUGAAUCAAAGCAGAUUUCCAGAGCCAUGUAUAAAGAAAUUCUUAAUUGCUAUAGUUUUAAAAACAUUUUUUAAAUACGCAUUUAAACUGACAUAACUUUUGCAUUAAACUGUUAGGUCUGUAGUUAUUUAUGCUUAUCACUGCCAUCGUUUCCACAGGACCAGUGAUGGUCCGUGUGAAACAUGUGCUACAGAAGGUAAACUUGUUCAUACUAACUAGACUGGUCAACUAGUCAGUCAAGAAGAGAAGAGAAAGAGAAAGUUGCAUCAAAAGGCAAACCUCUCAAUUUACUGUUCAGUCUACAUUCCAACCCUCACCUAUAGAAUGGUCAUGAGGU